Molecule: messenger RNA, 2898 nt
Organism: Balaenoptera musculus (blue whale)
Lineage: Eukaryota; Metazoa; Chordata; Mammalia; Artiodactyla; Balaenopteridae
Gene: NAALADL2
Product: N-acetylated alpha-linked acidic dipeptidase like 2
Exons: 18
Coding region: 383-2719 (778 amino acids)
Source: RefSeq, a predicted model, not a curated record
CUCGCGCGCUGCUCCCGCUUUACGGCUGCUGAAAACCCGGCCCGCGCCCGGCAAGCCGUACCGCAGACGAGCCCGCGCCCGCGCCCGCGCCGCUCAGAGCUUUUAUUGUACUUGGAGGAAUGAGAAAAGUCACUAAAUGAUCUCCCAGCUGGACAUUGGAAAUAGCUUUUGAUGGUUUAGGGCCUCUUUCACUUGACCCCAGGCCCACCCCUAAACUAGAGGAACCUCUACAGAACACAAGGGCUCCAGAGACCAUCGCUUUUAGGAAAUGAGCUUUGACUGUUAGGCACCUGGAUGAAGAGCCCUGGAUUCAGCUUGUCAGAGUCCUGUGACCUGCAAAGACCCUCUGGUUGCACUAGGAUCAUUCGACUGAAGUAAAAAGAUGGCCUAUCAGAAGGUCAAUGCAGAUCGAAGAGCUCCAGGACAUUCACAGUACCUAGACAAUGAUGACCUCCAAGCCACUGCCCUUGACUUAGAGUGGGACAUGGAAAAGGAACUGGAGGAGCCUGGUUUUGACCAGUUCCAGCUAGAUAGUGCUGAGAAUCAGAACCUGGAGAAUUCAGAGACUACAGACCUCAAUCUUGAUCCCAUUCAACCAGCAACUUCACCCAAAGGAAGGUUUCAGCGACUUCAAGAAGAGUCUGACUAUGUGACCCAUUAUACAAGAUCUGCACCAAAGAGCAACCCCUGCAACUUUUGCCGCCUUUUAAAAAUAUUUUGCACAGCAAUCAUUUUAUUUAUUUCUGGAAUUUUGAUAGGCUAUUACACACAUAAAAAUUGCUCUUCAAAUGCUACGUCUUCAGGAACACUUGAUCUUCAGUUAUACCAAGAGAUUCUCAAGACAAUCCAAGCAGAAGAUAUUAGGAAGUCUUUCAGAAAUUUGGUACAACUGUACAAAAGUGAAAAUGACAUAGAAAUUUCAAAGAAGAUUAAAACCCAGUGGACUUCUUUGGGCCUGGAAGACGUACAGUUUGUAAACUACUCUGUGCUGCUGAACCUGCCAGGCACUUCUCCCAGCUCAGUGACUCUGAGCAGCAGUGACCAGUGCUUUCAUCCUAAUGGCCAGCCUUGCAGCGAAGAAACCAGACAACACAGCAGCCAAGAUCUGCUCUACUCAUAUGCAGCCUAUUCUGCCAGCGGAACUCUCAAGGCUGAAGUCAUUGAUGUGAGUUAUGGAAAUGCAGAUGAUUUAAAUAGGAUUAAAAAAAUGAAAAAUGUCACAAAUCAGAUUGCACUCCUGAAAUUAGGAAAACUGCCACUACUUUAUAAGCUUUCUUUAUUGGAAAAGGCUGGAUUUGGAGGUGUCCUUCUGUAUAUUGAUCCUUGUGAUUUACCGAAGACUGCAAAUCUUAGCUAUGAUACCUUCAUGGUGUCACUGAAUCCAGGAGGAGACCCUUCUACACCUGGUUAUCCAAGUAUUGAUGGAAGCUUUAGACAAAACCGAUUAAACCUCACCUCUCUACUAGUGCAGCCCAUCUCAGCAUCUCUCGUUGCAAAACUCAUCUCUUCGCCGAAAGAUAGAAUCACAUACAGUGCCUGUAGCCCUCUAGAACUUCCAAAUAAUGAGGAAAGAAUUGUCAGCAUGCAAAUUCAGACAGUCACAAAAUUUGAAACAGUUACUAAUGUUGUUGGAUAUUUAAAGGGCUCGACAUCUCCAGACCGUUAUAUCAUAGUUGGCAGCCGUCAUCAUACCGCAUACAGUUAUAAUGGACAAGAAUGGGCCAGCAGCACCGCCAUCAUCACAGCUUUUAUCCGGGCCUUGAUGUUAAGAGUCAAGAGAGGGUGGAGACCAGACCGCACUAUUGUUUUCUGUUCAUGGGGUGGAACAGCUUUUGGAAAUAUUGGCUCGUAUGAAUGGGGAGAGGAUUUCAAGAAGGUUCUGCAGAAAAAUGUUGUGGCUUAUGUUAGUCUCCACAGUCCUGUAAGCGGUAACUCAAGUCUCUACUCUGUAGCUUCACCAUCUCUUCAGCAACUGGUAGCUGAGAAAAAUAAUUUCAACUGUUCCAGAAGAGGUCAGUGCCCAGAAACAAAUAUCAGUUCUGUACAGAUGCAAGAUGAUGCCGAUUACUUCAUCAACCAUCUUGGAGUUCCCGCCGUGAGGUUUACUUAUGAGGACAUCAAAGCAUUAGAGGGUCCAAGUUUUCUCUCUGAAGGCUUUUUCCCUAAACGUGCAACAAAAAUUGAAGAAAUGGAUCCUUUUUUCAACCUUCACGAGACCAUUACCAAGCUCUCAGGAGAAGUGAUUUUACAAAUUGCCAACGAACCAGUUCUGCCCUUUAAUGCUCUCGAUAUAGCUUUAGAAGUUCAAAACAGCCUUAAAGGUGAUCAACCCAACACACCUCAACUGCUAGCCCUGGCCUCACGCCUGCGGGAGAGCGCUGAACUCUUUCAAUCAGAUGAGAUGCGUCCUGCUAAUGACCCCAAGGAAAGAGCUCCCAUCCGUGUGCGGAUGCUGAAUGAGGUUCUCCAAGACAUGGAGAAGAGCUUCCUGGUGCAGCGUGCACCCCCGGGGUUUUACAGAAAUAUCCUGUACCACCUUGAUGGGAAGACAAGCCAGUUUUCAAUACUCCUGGAGGCCUGGAAACACUGCAAGUCACUUGCAUCAAAUGAGACCCUUCAAGAAGCCCUGUCAGAAGUGUUGAACAGCAUUAAUGCAGCUCAGGUUUACUUCAAAGCAGGACUUGAUGUGUUUGAGAGUGUCUUAGUUGGAAAGAACUGAGAAAACUCUCAGCAUUUGAAAAAGUUUGUUUACAGUUCCUCAAGUGAAAGCUCUAAUCUGACUAGAUUUUCUGACAUUGAAGACUUUUUCCCUCCAAUGGUUUUUUAUAUAAGUAUAAAGCUAUUCUUCCUUUGUAUUUUUUAAUGUAUGUGUAAAAAGAGCAUUUUGCACAUUUAAUA